This is a messenger RNA of Oncorhynchus nerka (sockeye salmon), 856 nucleotides long. Its product is annotated as eukaryotic translation initiation factor 1A, X-chromosomal. Gene Ontology annotation, cellular component: cytoplasm. The transcript is spliced from 7 exons. Gene Ontology annotation, biological process: translational initiation. The record is from RefSeq and is a predicted model, not a curated record. The coding region runs from base 177 to 611 and encodes 144 amino acids. Gene Ontology annotation, molecular function: RNA binding; translation initiation factor activity. NCBI's taxonomy places the organism in Eukaryota, Metazoa, Chordata, Actinopteri, Salmoniformes, Salmonidae.
UAAUUCUGUAGGAAAUGACAUGCGCAUGCGUUUACCGGUACACCAGCGGUGAAUUGGUUUUACGUGAAUUCUGUAGGGAGAAAUUGGCAAGUUUUUCUUAUUCAAUAUUGUUCAUACAACAGUAAGCGACAACACAUCACCACGGGACGAAAAGAAGAUCUGAGCUGUAAAAAAAUAUGCCCAAGAACAAAGGUAAGGGAGGAAAGAAUCGUAGACGUGGAAAGAAUGAGAACGAGUCAGAGAAGAGAGAGCUGGUGUUCAAAGAGGAUGGGCAGGAGUAUGCCCAGGUGAUUAAGAUGUUGGGUAAUGGGAGGUUGGAAGCCAUGUGUUUUGACGGCGUGAAGCGGCUCUGCCACAUCCGAGGAAAACUCCGGAAAAAGGUGUGGAUUAACACGUCAGAUAUCAUCCUGGUGGGAUUGAGAGAUUACCAGGACAACAAAGCUGAUGUGAUCCUGAAGUACAAUGCAGAUGAGGCCAGAAGUCUGAAGGCUUACGGAGAACUGCCGGAGCACGCCAAGAUCAACGAGACCGACACCUUCGGUCCUGGGGACGAUGAAGACAUCCAGUUCGAUGACAUUGGAGAUGAUGACGAGGACAUUGAUGAUAUCUAAGGACCUUCUACCAGAGGGUAUGGUUCGAUUUUCCCCUCGCUGAAAAUCAACACAGGACUUCUGUACCCCACACACACACCAAAUUUCAAGGUUGACCCUCCCAAUUUCCCAUUGAUACCAUGACUGCAGCUACUCACAAUCUCUUGCGUUAUCUUUUUAAUGUAUUUAUAUCAAUUUCACGCAGAGUGGAAUUUACUUACAAGUACAGAAUCUCUGGAUUCGCAAUAAAAAGAUAAACCAUUUUA